AUGAUACCUUAUUCUUCUGCCGGCGUUCAAUCUUGGGGUCAGCCCCUUCACGCCGUUUAUAGCGGUACUGGACGUGCCGACCUUUCGCAGCCCCUGGGUCAACCUGACCGUCAGUCCGAACAGGCAUCUAUGCCGGUGCCGCAAUUACAAGGUAGACCACCGGCACUCAUCGAUCUGACGGCGAAUGACGGAGAUGUGCUGGAGCGCGAACCACCGGCGAAGAGACUGAAAAUAGAUGUGCAUGCUGGGUCAGUGGCUGGUGAUGGAAGCCCAGCUUCUGCAGGUGUGGGAGAAUCAAAGAGUACUCCAAGUACAACAACUUCGAAACCGCCUUCGCUGUCCUGGCGUGCGCGUCCGGUGUGGUCAUUUCAAGCAUUACUCUCUGAGGUAUCUGGAAGCGCAGAGAUCAAUGGUGAAAGUGCAGCAGGUGUAGUGCAGGAUGUGAAGCCCCCAUCACCGCCUUCAUUUCCUGGUCCACCUUGGAAGUUUGCUCCAGCAGAUACCAAAGCAAGUGAUCCCGCAGGAGCACAGGAUGGUGCACCAGCAAAGGAGGUGCAAACUACACCAUAUCAUAUUGAGACCCCUUCUGUUGCACCAGUUAUGGGAGGCGAGAAGGUUGCGGAUUUCUCCCCAUGGAUGGGCAAUCAUCCGGAAGACGUACUUAAUGAGCAAACGGCAAAGCAGGGAUACUACGAUCGCACACAGGUGUCUCAAAAUGAGUCCAAUACAGCUCGCCCCUCCCUGUAUGCGCAAUUGAAGCAUCGCUCUGGCCUGCAAAUACUGUCGUCGGUUUUUGCAGCCGCACUGGAGAAAAGACAGGGCCAUAAUAUGGUCACUGCGCCUUCAACAUUCAAGCCCCCUCCGCGAGUCACGCUGACGGACAACAAACGUGAGGCCUGGCUCCGCGAUCUCGCGAAUCCGAAUGUCCCGUUGCGCAAACUUAGUCGAACCAUUCCUCAUGGUAUCAGAGGCAGAGUUCUUUUAGACCAAUGUUUGACCAAAUGGGUUCCUGUCGGCCGUGCUGUGUGGCUUGCGAAGUGCGUCGGCGCCAACGAAAUCCGUGCUUUCAAAAGGAAAGGUACCAGUGGGGCAUUGGCUAUUGGCCUGGAAGCUAAAUGGGUGCGCGACUGGACUGCCAAUGUCCAACAGUUUCUUGAAGGUGUAAUCACUAGUUGUGGAGAGGCAGACUGGAAGAUGAAGAUGACUUACGCGGUCAGCUUGACCGCUCGUUUGUUCUUUGAGCAACUGCUUGACCAUGACCAGUAUCUCGGUUGGUUCCUCACAUCGCUGGAGGCAGCGCCAUUUAACACUUUGCCAGUCUGGCUUCUAAUGUUAGGAAUCUACUGGAGCAACAUACUGCGAUAUAGGAAGCGAGGACGGCGGCUCGCUGAACUCUUGCUUGACAAACUACAACUAGCUAUCAAGUCAGAUUCGGCCACAUCCCUUCGCCCGUUGACAGACCGAUUGUCACUGCAUAUCAGAAAACUAACUCUUGAGCAUACUUCAUCCAUGGUGCUUCCACAGUCAUGGGAAAAGUACAAAGAUCUCCUAUCGUCCUGUUUGAACCUAAACGACAAUGUGCACAGAGCGGUCUUUCAAAACUUGGCUGAGCGAAAUGCGCGGGUGCAGAGGCCUCGGAAAUGUGAAGAGACAACACAACAGCCGCCACAGCAACGCAUCAUCCAACUGUUCGACUCGAUAGGCUCUUCGCACGACAUCACAUCUGUUUCCGCUGCAUCUCUGGGUGCGAUAGAUGACAAGGCUGCUCUGGUCCUCAAACUGCUCGAGUGGGCAGCGACUCCGUUUCGCUAUGGUGUAUCUCGUGUUUAUACCGGCGCCCGCCUCCUGCGGAAAUGGAAGAUCGCUGGAGUCGAUGUGGAUACCUACAUCAUUUCCUUUCUUGGCGAGAGUCAGAUGAGAGACCAAUUGAACAUGGACAACAUCUAUCAUAUCGUCUCUGAGCUCGUCAGAUCCCAGACAUUUUCGGUUGGAAAGUACCUUCAGUGGCUGAUGGCAAAGGGGGUUGCAGAUUUUCCCCGAAACUCCGACCAUCGGCCCCUUUCGGGGGACCUUGCACUUCUCAUGCAGCUCCCUGUGAGCCGCCUUCCUGAGCAUGUACACAACCUCCGUAACACUCUGCUGCAUCGCGCCGGAGUCGAAGUGCCGAAAGAGGCUUCUACCAUCGCCAUACUCAAGGCAUCAAUAGCCGAACGUCUCCCAAGGAUCUUUGGUUCUGCCGCGGCAAGUGCAGUAUCCCGUGGCCCUUUACCGUCAGAUCUGACCUGGGCCGUGAAAUCUGAGCUUGGUCAGUGGAUUCGGCGUGGAGUUACUGAGUUUGGGCGGGAUCCUCGUGACGCAUUUCGGGAGCUCCAUUUGGACCCUGGCGCAGAGCACUUCGCACUCACCCCUGGCGAAUUCUAUACUGUAAGGGAUAUUUUGGAAAGUUUCGGCGAUCUUUCAAUUCUUGCGGACGUACUCAAGCAGGUCACCGUUUGCAAUGACGGAAUUGUUUUGGCAUCCGCUGCCGAUACAGUCAAUUAUCAUUUCCGUUCUUUCUGUGUUAUCGGUGCUACAACCGAUCUUUUCAAGAGAUUGGUAGAGUCAUAUGCCCGUCUCAAACGGCUUGGAUCGACCUCCUUGGACUUGAUCUUCUCAUUGAUAGACCUUGGGCUUCGGUUACCGGGAGAGCUCAAUACAGUUGCUCUUCUCCGUCAGGACCUCUCCCGGAUUGAAAGCAAAUCAUCUAUGGCAGCACCAUCACCACUGUCCGAUCACAUACCCUCUUCUUUCAAUGAAGCCGAUCCGCUUUUUCUGUUGAAGCUAGACCAGCUCCUCUCGUCCGCAAGUGGUAUAGAUGAGUCCACGUUGGAUACGAUUUUUAACCUUCUCGUCAAACAAAUAGAAUCCAGCGGUGGCCAUGCUAAGCUCUCGGUGAAUGAAACAUGCAGGUAUUUGUCGUACCUCAGACCUUUUCAUCCCAAGCGUUUCGACAUCAUGAUAGUCCGCUGGAUCUGUGGCCUUCUCAGAUCCACCACCGGAGGGAUACUGUCCCAAAUCCUGCCUCCUUUGAUCGGCGUUGGAUGCGUUACCAUUCAAGCCUUCGUGUUCCUCGUACGAAGGCUUCUCAAGUCCGAGAAUAUGAUAUCCAACCCAAGAGACUUGCGCAUAGGGCUUCUUCAACUUCUUGUACCUCCACCGGCAGGCCAGAGUCGAUAUUUCGACAUGGUCACAUAUCGCUUCCAUCUGUCACGGAAAGAAUUUUUGUUCAAGCACCCUGAGGAGGUUUUCGACAUUAUUCGGGAUGCUAUCGCCUUGAUUGAUUCGCAAAGCCAAGAAAGAGACUUUUGUCAGGGACAAGUGGAUCUAGGUCACAGUGCGAUGGUACUCCUUCAGAUUUUGCUCACCAAGAAUCCAGAAAGUGCUGUUCAGCACUGCACAGAGAAACUGAUUGGUCAGCAUCCGUCUGCAGUGACAGUUUUGACAAGAGCGCUUGAUUUCCUUCUGGGAUUGGAUACCAAAGCAGCGCCCCCAGACAUAUCUGUUGCUGAGAAGGUCAUCGAACUGACCAACGAUUUCUCCCUCCCUUUCUGUCAAUUGAAGCUUCAGCUUCUAUUCAACGCGGAGACUAAGGGUGAUGUGAGAAACGAGAUAGUGGACGUGAUGUUCAAAGCUGCAGUUGCAGACUCUCGCUCAAGACGAUCCAACUGGGUGGGACUGGUUCGUCUCAUGAGUCAUGAUGCAAUCCAACAGAUUCGAGAACGAGCCGAGAAAAAUUUCUUCGCUAUACCCUUGUUUGAGGAGUCACCCGAUGGCUGUUCGUCAAUUGCUGCAGACAACAGCAGCUCACUCGAAACGGCGAAACUGUACCUGACGAUCAUCGAGAAGCUGGCGUAUAGCAUUCCCGAUGUGGGCCCACAGGCUGUUGUCCCUGUCCUCACCGAGAAGAUGGAUUUACUGCUCCAAAGACUUAUCAGCAUGCAAGCGAACUACAGUGGUACUACUGAGCUUAGUCAUGGAGUUGACGCAGAACUAAUGAUCCGAUCACGCGCGCAGUUCGAGAGAGCCCUUGCGUUCUGGUUCUCUGCGUUGCUCAGGAUGAUUGUCCUUCAUCGGACUGCUUUCAGUGUGCCAUCAGCCGCACUCAGACCCAGCGCAUUGCCAGAGCAAACGCGCUUGCUGAUAUCGAUAUUCUGCAUAACUCUCGCGCGUCUUCCAGAUAGUGUGCUGCGACUCUUCCCAGCGGCUGACUACUUUCCCCACUCAAUGAGGGCAGGAGACUGUCGUCCUUGUCCGGGUAUCCUGCUGCAGACGCAUGCCCUGGAUGUUGCAGCAUCCCUGAUUGAUACGUUUCCUGACGAAGCCCGUCAUCAAUGCGCUCGCUAUCUGAGGGAGAAAUGCCCUCCUUUCGCUCGGGUUCAGAAUGACUCGCGCUUCCUCUACCUUCUUGGUCCCCUUGGCGAUAGCCCAUCUUCUAACCUUACACUUCCUGUAUCCAUUCCAUCACCUGCUGCUUCUGGUUCCACUCCCGCCCCUACUCCUUCGGGUAAUCCCCCAGGCGGGUUCUCUCACCCCCAACAACCUGCAUUCGUUUCAGGUGUGCCGACUGGACUGCCAGAUGGCUUGAACUGCGCUGCUAGCCAUCUUUGUCUUCAGUACCGUGGCCGGGCCAUUGGAGCUUACCCUGUACGUCCAUGGGAACUCCUCGAAGAUGCUGCUCCCGUUGCUGGUACCAACGACACUGCAGUCAGUCUAGGAUACUUUGAUGCCCGGCGUGUCAGGGUCUAG
Aspergillus lentulus is the source of this 4785-nucleotide messenger RNA. Its product is annotated as mediator of RNA polymerase II transcription subunit 12. Gene Ontology annotation, molecular function: transcription coregulator activity. Gene Ontology annotation, biological process: regulation of transcription by RNA polymerase II. Gene Ontology annotation, cellular component: mediator complex. NCBI's taxonomy places the organism in Eukaryota, Fungi, Ascomycota, Eurotiomycetes, Eurotiales, Aspergillaceae. The record is from RefSeq and is a predicted model, not a curated record.